Molecule: messenger RNA, 5471 nt
Organism: Lagopus muta (rock ptarmigan)
Lineage: Eukaryota; Metazoa; Chordata; Aves; Galliformes; Phasianidae
Gene: ULK4
Product: unc-51 like kinase 4
Exons: 32
Coding region: 282-3392 (1036 amino acids)
Biological process (GO): protein phosphorylation
Molecular function (GO): ATP binding; protein kinase activity
Source: RefSeq, a predicted model, not a curated record
UUCAGUUGAUGGCGGCUUCCUUCUUGCGGUCACGGCCGUUGUCGCCUUGCAGUCGUCCAGUAGUUGCCUGCCUUCCCGCUGCCGCUGGGCCCGCAGCUCCCAGGUGUGAUCGCGGCGGCUCGCUGUGCCAUAUCCCCGUUCGGUACCCCGGCUGAAGGCCUGCCGGCUGCUCUCUUCCCGGUAGCCUCUCGCAGAGCUGCCGGUUGAGACCUUAUCUGCAGGUUUAUCUGACUAAGAAAAUACCAUGUUUCCAAUCACUUACCAGUAAAGCAUCCUUAAGUAUGGAGAACUUCAUUCUUUAUGAAGAGAUAGGAAGAGGAAACAAGACCAUCGUUUAUAAAGGAAGAAGAAAGGGGACAAUUAAUUUUGUUGCCAUUCUUUGCACUGAUAAAUGCAAAAGAGCUGAAAUAACAAACUGGGUUCGUCUGACUCAUGAAAUCAGACACAAGAACAUAGUGACAUUUCACGAAUGGUAUGAAACAAGCAACCACCUCUGGCUUGUAAUGGAGUUAUGCACAGGUGGUUCACUAGAAUCAGUUAUUGCCCAAGAUGAACAUCUACCUGAAGAUGUAGUGAGAGAAUUUGGUGUAGAUUUGAUUACCGGUUUACACCACAUUCAUAACCUUGGGAUUAUCUUUUGUGAGCUGACACCUGGAAAGAUUCUGCUGGAAGGGCCUGGCACUUUGAAGUUCAGUAACUUUUGCUUGGCUAAAGCAGAUGGAGAAAACUUGGAAGAAUUUUUUGCUUUAGUUGGGUCUGAAGAAACAGGAAGAGAUGUUGAAAGCACUCCACAAAGACACCUGAAAAACAGACUUCGAGGCUCUCCAUUAUACACUGCUCCAGAAGUAAUAAAGGGAGAAGACUUCUCCAAGUCCAGUGAUCUGUGGUCCUUAGGAUGUUUACUUUAUGAAAUGUUCUCAGGAAGACCACCAUUCUUCUCAGAGAACUUUUCAGAAUUAAUUGAAAAGAUUUUAUAUGAAGAUCCACUGCCACCGAGGCCCAAGGAUUCUGCUUUUCAGAAACCUUCUGCAGAGUUCAUCAGCUUACUUGAUGGAUUGCUUCAAAAGGAUCCUCAGAAGAGGCUCAACUGGACAGACAUAUUGCAACAUCCAUUCUGGAAAGACUCCCUUAGCCAUUGUGACGGCGAUUCUUCAGACAGCCAGGGCUCAAGCAAUGAAGACUUGGAGUCAUGGAAUACCAAGGGGCCAGAAGAUGCUUGCAAAAACCUAUCAUCUUCAAGAGCAGAUAAGCUACCAAGCAAUUCUUUCAAAAUAGUAGAAAAUCCGACUGAAUUGCGCCCCAAAAAUGCAGAUGGUGGAUCAAAUGAAUCCAUAUUUCUUCUGAGUUCUCGUCCUACUCCUAGAACCAGCACUGCAGUACAAGUAACUGAUGUUACUAUUGCUCCAAUCCAAAAUUCUCCACAAAAGGAUUCAAGCAUGACAAGGGCUAAAAAUGUGUGCUCAAGUCAGCAGGAUAUGGAGUCAGCAUUGAAAGAGCUCAUUUACACUGAAUCUGAUCUUAUCAUAACGCCAAUCAUUGACAAUCCAAAGAUAAUGAAGCAAGUGCCAGUUAGAUUUGACUCAAAAGCUUUACAUAUACCAGCAUAUUCAGCUGAGAAGUUGUCAUCUCUGAAGGAUGUGGACUGGAAUGACUUCUUGCACCAAGCAUGUUUGUUGCUUGAUUCCACUGAGAAGAAUCCAGGAACAGCACGUUCUAAACUGAAUUUACUGUCUUACCUCUGUACUGUGGCUGGCCACAAGGAAGCUGCAAGCAGGCUAAUUAACUCUCAGCUGUUUCCAGUGUUAAUACAGCAGCUGCGUGCCGCCGCCAACUGGGAUAUACGUGCUAAAGUGGCUCGAGUGAUUGGUUUGCUGGCACUGCACACGUCUGAGCUUGGAGAAAACAUACCUGUGUCUGAGGCAUUUAUAGUUCUAACUGAACUCGUCAGAGAGAACUUCAGAAAUAGCAAAUUGAAACAAUGCCUUUUACCAGCACUUGGGGAGCUUCUUUAUCUUGUAGCCAGCAAGGAGGUAAAAAAAGAGCACCCCAGAGAAUGCUUGGUUGUUCCCUCAGCAGCUUACACUGUGCUAAUGAGGUGUCUUCGGGAAGGGGAAGACCGGACAGUGAACCAUUUGGCAGCAAAGAUAAUCGAAAAUGUUUGCACUACUCUCUCCUGCUAUGCACAAGGAUUUAUUACAGGAGAAAUCGGACCAGUCUUAUGGUACCUUUUCACACAUUCUACCAUAGAUUCUUUGAAAAUAACUGCUGUUUCGGCUUUAUGUAGAAUUACCCGUUAUUCACCCAGUGCUUUCCAGAGUGUCAUUGAGAAGGUGGGAUUAACAGCUGUGCUAAAUUUCUUGCUAACUGGAAUAUGCAAAAUACAGCAGUACCUGCUCACCAUGUUUUCUGCAAUGUUGUCAUGUGGAAUUCAUCUCCAGAGGCUGAUACAAGAAAAGGAGUUUAUGGCUACAAUUAUUCGUUUACUUGAAAGUCCUUCAACUUUCAUUCGAGCAAAAGCAUUUCUGGUCCUGCUGCAAGUUUUAAUAAAUAGCAGAGAAAUGUUGCUUCUCAGUUGUCAAGCAAGGCUUGUGAUGUAUAUUGAAAGAGACAGCAGAAAGACCACAGCAGGAAAAGAGCAGCAAAGCGGCAAUGAAUACCUGUCAAAAUGCCUGGAUCUUCUCAUCCAUCACAUUGUACAAGAGCUGCCAGGAAUUCUAGGUGACAUUCUCAACACCUUAACUAAUGUCUCUGGACGCAAACACCCAUCAACAGUUCAGGCCAAACAGCUGAAGAUGUGCCUUCCCAUGAUGCCUGUAGUGCUUCAUCUUGUGACAUCCCAGGUAUUUCGUCCUCUCAUUGUCACAGAGGAGUUUCUUUUCAACUAUGGGACCUUACUUAAUUUUAUUAGAUCGAUAGAGUCAGGAGAAACAAAUUUGGAUGGAGCAAUAGGUCCAGCUGCAUCAGAAGAACUGAUUAAGAGUACUUUAUCAACGUUUGAAGCAAUAACAUUGCAUCCUGCCUUGUUGACGAUCCAUCACUUGACUGUUGAAGGCUGCAUCCUCCCACCGCUAGUUUCUUUGGUCCACAGUCAGAAUGUGGAAUGGAGACUCUUCAGUUUGCGGUUGCUCUCAGAAACCACAUCACUACUCUUAAACCACAAGGUUAUGGCUGAGGAGAAAGAGGAGAGCCUCGACUCAAACAGGAAGCUUCUGUCUCUCAUUAGAGAUUCAUUGCUGCCUCAGUAUGAGCAUAUCCUGAUGACUCCAGACCCAGUACCACUGUAUGCUCUGAAGCUGUUGGUGGCCCUGACUGAACACAGCCCUUCUUCUGUGAGCCUUGUGGAAGAAAACCAUCUUUUUCCAGUUCUUUUCCAAGUCAUCUUGGUCCCAUAGCUGGUUCCGAGUAGAGGAUAUCUUCACAAAUGGUACAUGGGCAUCCUCCCAUACAUGCUAAGACCAAUAUGGUUUGAAGAAACAUCAUGCAGAGAUGAGCUACAGUGCCAGAAGUGAUCAUAAUGUGUUGUGAUGGCUGGGGACCACGUGGCAACAACGUGCUGCUCCAUGUGAGAGCUGCUUUCUGUAUCUCCUAGGGAAAGUAUGCCACUUGUUUUGUGUUCUUUUUACGCAGAUCAUGAGCUUGGAAUAGUGAAAGAAAUAUUGUAUAGAUAAAACUUGUGUGCAUACAAGCUUUAAACAGACAUGGGAUUACUUCCUUUCUCUAUGUGACCUUGAAAGAAUUAUUGUUGGGAUUUGUUUCUAUUUUUCCAAGUGAUAAGAACUGAUUUUCAUCUGUUCUCGUAGAGGUGCUUGAGUCAAAUACUUUUCACUGAUUUUAACUCAUCUUCUAAGAUUAGAGGUCAGAACAGUAGUAGUUAAAUGUGCCUUUGUGAUAAAUGACAAAACUUGACGAGAAACUGAUUUUCAGGGGAUUUACUAAAUUAUCUGAUUAGUGGGAAGAAUAGGCUUGUUUGGCAGAUUUCUGAGAGAGUUUAGAGAAUUGCUUCCUGUUCCCAUUGCUGACACUUUUUUUUCCUGGUGCUUGGGCGAAUUAUAUAAACCUUCUUUUCCAGUCAGUGUGCUUCUGUCCUUUGUGUGUCAGCUAAGGACAUUUACUCUUAGGAAAACUAUCAGAACUUGGUGCUCGUUCUGAAACUAGGGCUGUUAAGGUGCCAGCAGGGCCUUGUAAGGUUAUGUAUGAAGGCAAGGGCUGCUCUGAAAGUAAUGCCUCCUAUUUUACUAUGUUGGCCCAUGAUGUCAGAAGCAAGUGUUGUUGGGGUGGCAGUAGGGGUUGAACCUUCCCACCAAUCUUCCAUUGCAUUUUGUUACCAUGUAAUAGCUGGCAGCAGGGGGGCAGUCUGACAAGUGGCAUCUGGCAUGGAACUACAUCUGAAGCAAAGGAGUGGGAUUGAAUUAUUUCAUGUGGGGAAAAAUGACACCCAUUGAUGCUUGCUGAGCAUUUAUAGAGACCCUACAGUGGAUGUGUGCACAGUGAGACAAUGGGUGGUGUGUUUCAGCAGUGGUGACAAGCCAUGUUCCAGGCAGAUAUGCAUUUCUGUCACGCUGUAGGGGUGACUAAAUGUGGUAUCACCUUUACAAGCUGGAGUGAAGAUGUCAGUCCAUGCAGUGACAACAUGUGCAUUCCCAUUGAAGAAGUAGUUCAAGGCACAGCCCUCAGAGGGUGAUGUGCACUGUUUUUUUUGGGAUGGUAAAGGUGCAGUCCUUUUGGAUUUCCUGGAACCUAGAUGAACCACCAGCUCUGACUGCUGUAUCAUAAUGCUGACUAAGUUGAAGGUUUGAACUUCUGUAGUCAGACCAGAGAAGAAGAGAACCUUUCUCUUGUAACAUGAUAACAGCAGGGCCCAUAACAGUUUGAAGACCACAGAGCACAGUGCAAUCUUGGCUGUGCUGUCCUUCCACACCGUCUAUUCCAAUUUUGAUGCCUUCUGACAUCCAUCUGUCUGGGCCAAUGAAAGAUGAAUUGUGUGGCAGCCUCAGUGCUUCUACUGCAUCUGUAAAACAGUGAGUUAUUUCCAUUGGUGCAGAUUUUCUGAGUGUGACAUGCAAGCUCUUGUUCAUUGAUGGUGCAAAUGCACAGCUAAUGGUGGUAACUGUUGAAGAAUAGAGUUUUGUAGCUGAGGACUUGCUCAAACAGUGAUAUUGUGCUCUUUGUACCUGUUGUAGUUUCCAUGAAAAUAAUUAGGAAGCAUUACUUUCAGAGCGACCUUGUGGUAUCACUGGAAUGUAGUGCUGAUUAACUAAUUGGACAUUGGAAAGUAUUCAGACAUUGUUAUGAAAAGUACUGUACAAAUUCUAAACAAAAGUGAACAUUCUAUGUUUUACUAUACAUCUGAAUGUAAUACCAUAGGAUUGCUGGUGGAGGAGGGAAAAUAUAUGAUGGGAAGCAGAGUUGUCUUUAAAUCACUCAAUAUUACAGACUGAUUUUGUGAAUAAUAAAAUGGAUUUUAAAAAGGA